CGCUUCCUGCGCACAGGUCGUAUCCUGCUGGACAUGCCGUGCAAGGUGUGCCUCGACCACUCCUCCGGGAAGCACUACGGGAUAUUCGCAUGCGACGGGUGCGCCGGCUUCUUCAAGCGCUCCAUACGCCGCAACCGGCAGUACGUGUGCAAAGCCCGAGGCGCGGCCGCCAACGGUUGCCCCGUGGACAAGACGCACCGCAACCAGUGUCGCGCCUGUCGCCUACGCAAGUGCCUGGAGGCCGGCAUGAACAGGGAAGCUGUUCAGCACGAGCGUGGCCCUCGUAACUCGACGAUACGCCGGCAGGUGGCGCUCUACUUCAAGGAAGGAAUAACGAGCGCGGGCCUGGGACCCCCGGUUCCCUCCGCCGCGCUGACGCGUGGCGCAGCCGCCGGGGUUCUGAGUGCAGCCGGAGCAGCGGCGGCGGCGGCGGCAAGCGUCGGUAGCCCUUUUGCAGCUUUGCACCCGGCACUGCUUGGUUCCGCUGGCGUAACACCCGAUGCAGCGAACAGCGUUGCGGCUACCGCCGCCUUUUACACGACGCCGUUGCUGAGGCCGCUGCCGGGAGCUGGACUCUGUCAUCCGACGCCGAAGUAUCCUUACGAAUUCCCAAGCGCCUUUCCUGAGACCAUCUGUGAGGCCGCGGCGCGGCUGCUCUUCAUGAACGUCAGGUGGAUGAAGCACGUGACCGCCCUGAGCGCCAUACCGAUGAGGGAUCAGGUGUUCCUAUUGGAAGAAGGGUGGCGGGAAAUGUUCGUGCUGUCGGCGGCGCAGUUCAACCUUCCCCUCGAAGUGGCGCCGCUACUCGCCGCAGCCGGCCUCUCCUCUGAGCCGUCGACGUCAGAGCGCGUGGAAGCCCUGAUAUCGGAUAUACGGAACUUUCAGGACGUCGUCGCCAAGUUGAAGGAUAUGGGAUUGGACCCGUCCGAGUACACGUGCAUGAAAGCCAUCGCGCUCUUCAAGACGAACUUCCCGGGUCAGCCUCCUGAGUCGCUACCUCUGAGGGACCCCGAAGCCGUGGGAGCCAUGCAAGACCAGGCGCAGACGACCCUCAUGCGCUGUGUCCAAGCGGUGCACCCGACGCAGCCGCACCGCUUCGGCAAGAUCCUGCUCGCACUGGCUUGGCUCUCCACCGUGCCUUCGGCGACGAUAGAAGAACUGUUCUUCCGAAAGACUAUCGGCACCAUACCCAUCGCGAGGCUGCUCGGAGACAUGUACAAGACGGGAGGCUUAUGAGCCAUUGAU
This is a messenger RNA of Rhipicephalus sanguineus (brown dog tick), 1245 nucleotides long. RefSeq names its product nuclear receptor subfamily 2 group E member 1-like (gene tll). Gene Ontology annotation, biological process: anatomical structure development; positive regulation of transcription by RNA polymerase II; cell differentiation. Gene Ontology annotation, molecular function: zinc ion binding; RNA polymerase II cis-regulatory region sequence-specific DNA binding; nuclear receptor activity. NCBI's taxonomy places the organism in Eukaryota, Metazoa, Arthropoda, Arachnida, Ixodida, Ixodidae. The annotation marks the transcript as partial. The record is from RefSeq and is a predicted model, not a curated record. The transcript is spliced from 8 exons.